Messenger RNA from Salvelinus namaycush (lake trout), 4086 nucleotides. RefSeq names its product protein-tyrosine kinase 2-beta-like. The transcript has 29 exons. The coding region runs from base 150 to 3218 and encodes 1022 amino acids. Lineage: Eukaryota; Metazoa; Chordata; Actinopteri; Salmoniformes; Salmonidae. The record is from RefSeq and is a predicted model, not a curated record. Gene Ontology annotation, biological process: signal complex assembly; protein phosphorylation. Gene Ontology annotation, molecular function: ATP binding; protein tyrosine kinase activity. Gene Ontology annotation, cellular component: focal adhesion; cytoskeleton.
ACCUUCUGUUGGAGUCAGAGUCAGUCAGGACUAGGAACCAAUCUUUUAGAGAUAACUAUAGAAGAUUUCUGUGCAGAUGCUCGUGGAGGAACAUGUCCUUUAAUUAGGUAUGACAUCAGUAUGACGUUAUCAUUCUCUCUACCGUGAGAAUGUACGAGGUGAUGCAGGGAGACACUACCACCCUGUCCUGGAGGCUACCCAGCCCCGGCCACAACGAUGGCCCACAACAGAGCCCCUUCAGCGGGGAGGGAGGACCCACCAAGAUCCUCAAAGUCUGUUUUUCCACCAACAACACCCUGGGGAAGAACUUCAAACUGGUCAAGUGUGACAGCUCCUGGAAGAUCAGGGCUAUAGUCCAGUCUAUCCUGACCAGUGGUAGGCUGGGUCCUAACAUUCAGUAUAAAGGCUGCUAUGGUUUGCUGCUGAAGCACCUGAAGUCAGACGAGCUCCACUGGCUUCAUCCAGACCUGACCGUGGGGGAGGUGGAGCAACGCUAUGAGAGUCAUCACGUGGAGGCAGAGUGGAGGUAUGACCUGAGAGUCCGCUACAUUCCAGUCAACUUCCUGGAAAAGUUUAAAGAAGACAGAACCACACUGCUGUAUUUCUAUCAACAGGUGCGUAGUGACUACAUGCAUUACCAUGCCAGUAAAGUCAGUGAUGGGAUGGCCCUGCAGCUGGGCUGUCUGGAGAUUAGGAGGUUUUAUAAAGACAUGAACGAUAAAGGUUUGGAGAAGAAGUCCAACUUUGAGUUGCUAGAGAAGGACGUGGGGCUGAACCUGUUCUUCCCACAGGAGCUCAUUGACCGCAUGAAGUCUCGUCCCCUUCGGAAGCUGAUCACCCAGACGUUCCAGCAGUACGCUACUCUGAAGGAGGACGAGUGUAUGGUUCGCUUCUUCAAAACGCUCACGGAAUUCAUCAACGUUGAUGAGGAGGUCUACCCCUGCGAACUGGUGCAAGGCUGGAGUCUGUCAGUAGAGCUGGUGAUUGGAGCCAGGGGCAUUCGCCAACGCACCCAUAAAGACUCAGCGCCUGUGUGUCUAGCGGAUUUCAAACAGAUCAAGAGCAUCAAGUGUUCAUCUCAGAGUGACGGCAAAGCCCUCCUCAACCUGGACAUAGAUGGAGCCAGACAGCCUCUGUCUAUCAACGUGACUAAGUUUGCGAUGGCAGAAAACAUGGUGGACCUUAUUGACGGUUACUGUCGCUCUGAGCACGCCACUGACGAGUCGUUCAUCGCUAGACCAAAUAAAGAUGCCAAUUUACGAAGUUCCUUGCCAGACCUUCCCACGAAUCAAACGGAGAACACGGGCUCCUUCAGAUAUAGCAUGGAAUCUGACAUCUACGCUGAGAUUGACGAACGACCAAAGUCUGUGGUGAAGUAUGGAAUUGACAGACAUGACAUUGUUCUGGGACGGAUCCUUGGCGAGGGGUUUUUCGGGGAGGUCUAUGAAGGAAUGUACAAAAAAUCGAAUGGGGAGAGGCUAAGCGUGGCGGUGAAGACGUGUAAAGACUGUUCACCUGAUGUCAUGGAGAAGUUCAUGAGUGAAGCAGUGAUCAUGAAGAACCUGAAUCACCCUCACAUCGUCAGUCUGAUCGGUGUCAUAGAGGAAAACCCUGUCUGGAUCGUGAUGGAGCUCUACCAGUACGGGGAGCUUAAGAACUACCUGACAGAGAACAAGAACAAGCUCACCAACAUAACGCUAGUUCUCUUCAGCCUGCAGAUCUGCAAAGCUCUAGUCUACCUAGAGGGAAUCAACAUGGUGCACAGAGACAUAGCGGUGAGGAAUGUGCUGGUGGCCACAGCAGACUGUGUUAAGCUGGGAGACUUUGGCCUGUCUAGAUACAUUGAGGAUGAAGAGUAUUACAAAGCCUCUGUGACUCGAUUACCUAUCAAAUGGAUGGCUCCAGAAUCCAUAAACUUCAGGCGAUUCACCACGGCUAGCGAUGUUUGGAUGUUCGCGGUGUGUAUUUGGGAGAUCCUGAGCCAGGGGCAGCAGCCCUUCUUCUGGUUGGAGAACCGUGAUGUCAUUAACCAGCUGGAGCAGGGCAUCAGACUACCCAAACCUGACAACUGCCCUCCUGCCCUCUACUCCCUCAUGACCCGCUGCUGGUCCUACGACCCCCGCGACAGACCCUCCUUCACCGAGCUGGUUGUCAAGAUCAGUGACGUCCAUCGGAUGGAGAAGGAGCAGGAGGUAGAAAGAGAGAGAGACAGGCAACGCUCCACCAAGUUCUUUGACACCAAGAUCAACUUCAACGAACCUCCUCCUAAGCCCUGCAGGAUGAAACCUGGGGGUCGUUUUGGAAACGGUAUCGGUCUGCACAUUCAGCUGAAUGAGGCCCUUUGUGCCAGCUCUCCAGACCUGGCCAGUCCCUGUGAUUACACCACUCCUGUCGACUCCAUGAGCAACAGCUUGGUGGUGCCCAUGAUAUCUCCACGACGAUGCAGCAUGGGGGAGGGAGAGUUGAUGGUGGAGCCGUCCAGUAAGGAGGACGCCCAGCGGUUGUGGCAGAUGGAGAGACAGCGUAUGCAGGAGACGAUGAGACAACAGAAACAACAGAUGAUGGAGGACAACAAGUGGCUGACCAAGAAAGAGAAACUCCUGGGCCCCAUGGGACAGGAGGGCACCACCAAACCACUGUUACCAGAACCAGAGACUGGACAUGCCCCUCCAGACAAGCCCCUGCAUCUCACCGGCCCUACGGCCCAGGCCCGCCCCACAGCCCAGACCGCCCCUACGGCCCAGGCCGCACCUACGGCCCAGGUCGCCCCUACAGCCCAGGCCCGCCCCACUGCAGAGCUAGACCGUUCAGAUGAUAAGGUGUACCAGGCGGUCAUGGAGCUGGUCCAGGUGGUGGUGCAGCUGAAGAACGAUGUGAACACACUACAGCCUGAGGAGUACAUCACCGUCAUCAAGUCUGUAGGGCUGACCUUAAGGAGUCUGAUACACAGUGUGGAUGAUAUUCUACCCACCCUCCAUAAGUCCAUUAGGACAGAGAUCGAGGGCACCCAGAAGCUGUUGAACAACGACAUGUCAGAGUUGAUCAGUAAGAUGCGUCUGGCCCAGCAGAACGCCGUCACCUCUCUGAAGGAAGAGUGUAAGAAACAGAUGCUGACCGCAGCACACAACCUGGCCAUGGAUGGGAAGAACCUCCUGGAUGCUGUGGACCAGGCUAGGGUCAGGGCCAACCUGGCCAAGCCCAAACCGGAGACCCCAUAGUGGGGUAAAUACCCACAGGACACCCCCUCUGGAUGCUGUGGACCAGGCUAGGGUCAGGGCCAACCUGGCCAAGCCCAAACCGGAGACCCCAUAGUGGGGUAAAUACCCACAGGACACCCAGUUUUUGCUGUUGUUUUAACUGGAGGACGGGUCAGAGCCAAGUGUGUCGCGACUGAAUGGAUGGACACACACACACACACACACACACACACACACACACACACACACACACACACACACACACACACACACACACACACACACACACACACACACACACACAGUGAGUUGGCAGUUCAGUGGUCAAGGUUUCCUUUUACGUUGAAUUAAAAAGAUCAGAAAAGAUGACUUUCCCUUUAUGUAAUUGGUGUUGUGAUUUCUGUGUCAUCUCGUGUCUUGAAUUGUAUCGGUUAUUUUUUAAAUAGUCUCUCUUAUCUGUUUAGGUAUCCAGGUUAAUUUAAUUCUUGGUUAUUUUCAUAUGUUUUGGGUAAUACUGGCCAGAUCAAUAGAUUUAUUAAUUCGCUUAUGUGUUGUUUCAUGGAAUGUGUAAUAUUUGUUUUCUAGACUAAGAGUUUGACCAAAUAGAUAUAAUACCCAUUACCUUUCUGUUUUUACUUCAGGUUUGUAGUAUAUUAAAUUCAACUGACAGUAUUGUAUUUUUUAUUUUUUACCAUAAGUAAAAGUAUGUUGUCUGUGCUACGAAAGAGAAUUUAGGAAAGUUACGAAAAUGCCAGUUUAAAAAUUAAUAUUUGAAUAUACUGCACCCUUUAAUGUUUCCGCUAUCUCGUAUUCAGCUGUAUCAUCGUGGAUAUGAAUAGAGACAAUGGAACGAUUUUGAAUAAACAUGUCAGACACUGUGACAAAACAA